Molecule: messenger RNA, 3360 nt
Organism: Mycena citricolor
Lineage: Eukaryota; Fungi; Basidiomycota; Agaricomycetes; Agaricales; Mycenaceae
Source: the annotation of a GenBank genome assembly
CUACAUCUCUCUUGUUCUCUCUCUCUGCAACCACGGGCUUUUCAUCUUUGAUCAAAAUCUCCAUCGAUGACGACCGUUGGAGCUCCAAGCAUUUGAAAGUUCGGGGCCGUUAUCUAAUACUCUCCACUGCACGAAACACGACUAUCAGACCUGCAUCUUCGCGUGUUCUAUGUCAGCGGGUCUUUUCCACCAUUCGGCGUUGUCUUUCCCCGGGCGGACAUGCGCUCGCAGCAUGUUUAUCUACAUCUUCCUCCUUGAAACCGAACUAACUUUGUCGUCAUUGGUUCGGCUGUACCCGGAUUGUUCCACGCCCCUAUGGACAAACUUUUGGCGACGACGUUCAGUGCGCCUAUUGACCAGUUCGCCGCCACGGAUCUCACGCCAGAUAUGAUACAAGCUGGAGUCCGAAGAUCUUGAGCGUCUAUACGACUGCCUCAAAUAUCGCGCCGGGAGUGCUUUGCUGCAAACCACUGAACGCAUCUACUUACAUCCCUGCACUUUAUGGCGACUACUCUCAAGAUCAAACUUUCGAAACUCAUGGUCGAAGAUGUCCCCGGUGAAUAUGGUCGAGCUCGAGUUGACAUCAACGUCAACGGUAUCGGGAAGAAGACUGCGGACACAAGUACCUCCGAGGGCAAGGCUUUCUGGGACGAAGAGUUUCAUAUGGACAUUCCAAUUGGAAGCCAUAUAACAUUCACCUUAUUUGUGCACCGUUUUGCACUCUCAUUUCGUGAGGCUCGUGCCUGGGGUCACCAUUCGGAGCCUCUUGUCAACGCUAUUAUGUCGGGUGCUUCCACUGAACGACGGAUGACAAAUUCCACGGCGUGCAUCAAUUUCACCGUCAACCGGCUUCCCCACACUGCUCCGUCUGCUGCUGAACGACAAACGCGUGCAGCAGCUCUCCGCCAGCAGAAGGGACCUGGUUUGCACUGCGUUGGCGCUGCGAUGCAGCUCUUCCACGACUCUGGUCUGGUAGAUGCGACCCUUCAAGUGGAUAGCAAGCCCUUUCGUCCCGACCGCCCUGCGUCUCGGCCGAAUGUUCCGAUCCGACAAGAAGGGUCGUUGUCCACUUUCAGACCUAUGGAUGACGAGGCAUGGAAAGCAUUGCUUGCCACCGUGUCAAUAUUCGUGAAGUUGGUGGCAAACGUCGCUGAGAUUCAUCCGCUCGCGAAAGCUGUUGUUACGGUGCUCUUGGCUGGCUACAAGGUGUUCGAGACCCUAGCAGAUCGAGACAACAGAUUCAAGUCGCUUUUGGAUUCCGCUUCAAGCGCCUUUGCACUUGCAAACAAGCUCAAGGCACCUGAGCUUCAGCCUCACACCUCGACUCUCAAAAUCUUGACGUUGCAGCUGAAUGACUGCGGGUUCUUCAUCCGUGACUAUUACAAACAACGAGGACUUUUGCAGCGGACGGUCAACUCAACCUUUCACGGCCAACAAUUGGAUAGGAAGAUCCAGGAGUACGAAGACAAUUUCUCGAGGAUCAGAGCGAUAUUCUGCGGCGAAUCGGCUGCGCAUAUCGAGGUGAGGGUGGUCAGGAUGGAGAAGGAGAUUACACGAAUCGGCUCUGCGAUAGACCUAGACGGACUGCCAUACAUUGGGGAAUCCGCUUCAAUCAGAACCGCACAUGCUUACCAGGAACUCGGGUAACGAUACGGGACAAGAUCGUGGAUUGGGUGAACGACCGCGACAAGCCACGGACGUUGGUGCUCACUGCUGAAGCUGGGUUCGGUAAAACGGCGAUCGCGCACACUGUUGCGCGCACCUUCGAUGAAAUGAAGCGUCUAGGGUCAUCCUGUUUUCUCCCUCCGCUGCUGUCUGGAGACCCAGAAGUCGUUCUAAAGCUGUUCCCGACUAUCACUCGUGAUCUGGCGGACUUCGACACAGCUUGGAGGAAUUCGCUCUCGAGGACCGUCGGGGUCCGAGCGAUACAACGCACCGCGUCUCUUCAGGAGCAGUUCGACAAAUUCAUGUUUCUGCCUGCCACUGGUUCCGAGAACGCGCCCGUGUAUUUUGGGCCGAUGUUGAUCGUCGUUGACGGGUUGGAACAAUGUGGUUCUGAAGGUUCUCAGGAACGCAGGGAAUUGCUGUCGAUACUGUCCACGAAGCUCACCAAACUUCCUGCCAACUUCCGUAUCCUGAUCACCACCCGACCCAGUCCUGACAUCUCUCGCAUGCUCUGUCGGGAGGGCACUAAUAUCGAACACUGGGAUCUGCACAAUGAGAUCGAGGACAAGCAAACUGCGGAGGAUAUCACGGCCUUUUUGGAUGCAGAACUCCGUCCAGUCUUCAGAGGACGUUGGCCGGAGUACCGCGAGAAACUGGCCAACAAGCUCGAAAGAAACUUCUCCAGCGCUGCGCUCGCCUGUGACGCAAUCAAGCAAGAGGCGAAUCCGGUCGAUUACAUCACCCAUCUUCUCCAGAGAUCGGACGAAGGCGGCUGGAACGCAGCGGCAUUUCGGCAGUCUAUCAGCCAGCACAUUCCAUUCCUAUCCACUCGUGAGCCUCAGCGGGGCCCGCCUGCGCCGUUGCUGUCGGCCAACCAGGCCAAUCGGCCUCCGCUGCUGCGUCAGCCAACGGAUUUCAUCCCGCAGCCUCCUAAGCGCAUUUCGUCGGACGAUUCCACGCCGCUGACACCCGCUUUGAGUGACCAGGGCUCGGUGGGUAUGCCUUCUCCAGAUUCGGAGUUCUUCGAUUCCGCUCCCAGUGGUUCCUUGCUGUUCCCCCAACCUCAUUUCGACGAGCCGAUGUCGUACGAAGGGGAUGACCUCAUCCAACCUGGCAAACCCAUCGGUAUGCCCUUCGGCUCGAAUUCGUAUGCGAUGUCUGGCGACGAUGUGACUGGUUACACUCCAUCGUUCCCUGAUCCAAAGCCACACAACCCCCCAGUUUAUCGGACCUCUGACCCGCACUGGAGACCUACGCCUCCCAUGCGUGUCCUCCGAGCCCCGCUAACCACACAUUCGUCGGCGGCCUCUUCCUUGGGAGGUUGGGCGUGAAGGGGAUAUUUCGAUUCUUGCGGUUCAAGGGCUCUGGAGCGUCUCGUUUAUGCCGCAUGGAACUUACCUCGACCAAUGUACUUACUGUAUCCUCGUGAUAGUUUGCACCGUAAUUUAAUCUAGGUCCCCCGUUUGCCCCCGUAUUGAUGAAUAUUCAAUGAGCGCGUAGACCUUAAUCCCAGCCACUGAGAGGAAGUACAAACGCAGAUCCACUUGCAAUACAUCGCACCACGUGUAUGCCUCGUUCCGCUGGUCUACUGAGUGGGGGAUCAGAGAACACGCUGAUCGUGCCAGGUGAGCAAUGAGCAGCCCCCGACCGCAUGUCGAUCCGCACCGCCCACGCCCUUCGCCCACGCCCUUAUAU